AUGAAAUAUUUUUCUAAAAAUUUAUUGUAUUUAAUAUUUUUAUGUUUGUUAUUGGUUAAUAAAAUAACAUCUUUGGAAACUAAAAAUACUUUAUUAAAUGAUUUCAAGAAAAUUAGUUAUUAUACAGUUAAUUUAAAAACAGUUUGUGUAUGUAAUAACUUUUUAUUUUAUAAUGAAAGUAAUGCAAAAGAAUAUCAACAAUGUUUAUUAAAAAAAACAAUUGAAACAAAAGAUUCUUGUCAACCAAAUGAAAGAAGUAAAGGAAAAAAAAUAGAUGAUUUUAAAUAUAAAUAUUUAAUUGGAGAAUAUGAUGGUAAAUAUCUUACAGAGAUAAAUCCAUUUAGCGAGAAAUAUAGAAAACAUGUAUGGGGAGAUUGUAGUCCCAAUUGUUUUAAAAAACUCAACAAAUCGGAUUUAGAAUAUAGAAUUUUAAAAGAACUAAAUAGUUAUAGAAAAUUACAUGGUGCUGAUAAACUUUCUCUUGAUAAAAAAUAUAGUAAAUUGGCUAAAAAGAUAUCAUAUGAGUAUUUUGAGAAAAACAAUUACGACAUUUGUCAUAACACUACUGCAUAUGGUUGUAUUCAGUUAUUUUCAGAAACUGAUCAGGCUCAUCUUGGAGUUACAAAAUUAUAUAAUAACUUACUUUGGUAUUAUAACUGGAAAGAAAAUUCUUUUAAACAUUUUUUAUUACAUCCAAUUCAAUUGAUUUGGAAAAAAGCACGUAAUAUUGGUAUUCAUAUUUCAGAAUUAAAUUCUGUUACCUGUAUCUUCUUAACUUUUUCAUCCAAAGUAAAAAAUGAUAAAAAUUAUAAAAAAAAUGUUUCACCAGUUUUGAAAAAAUAUAUUUUGGAGUAUGGAAGUUUUAAAGAAUGA
Molecule: messenger RNA, 873 nt
Organism: Strongyloides ratti
Lineage: Eukaryota; Metazoa; Nematoda; Chromadorea; Rhabditida; Strongyloididae
Product: CAP domain-containing protein
Exons: 2
Coding region: 1-873 (290 amino acids)
Source: RefSeq, a predicted model, not a curated record